Messenger RNA from Branchiostoma belcheri (Belcher's lancelet), 1687 nucleotides. RefSeq names its product complement factor H-like. The record is from RefSeq and is a predicted model, not a curated record. Bases 167 to 1024 code for a protein of 285 amino acids. Lineage: Eukaryota; Metazoa; Chordata; Leptocardii; Amphioxiformes; Branchiostomatidae. The transcript is spliced from 7 exons.
CGCCUCACGCAAGGAAGAGGGCACCCAUCGUUAUAAACCUGUUUUACAAGAAUGGGGUACAUUUGCAUGUGACGUAACGCCAUGAUCAAAGGACGGAGACAGUACUGCCAGGCACGGGACAGAUCUGACCGCCUGCGACUUCAAACACUCGUCCGAAGACUUCGUCAUGAUACGUUUGCAGGUGCAGCUGGCCUUGGUGCUGAUCGCCGCCCUGGUCCUGCAGUCGGAGGCCUGGCUUUGGUGGUCAAGAAGAAGCAGUCGGCGUACAUCUACCUCGGUGUGCCGGCGGCCUCCAACCGGACAAGGCGUCGUGCGGAAAGGUUGUAGCUGGCCGUACCAGGAGGGGGAGACCUGCGACUUCGAGUGUCGGGACGGCUACAGGAGGACAUCUGGCGACACCAGCCGGGACUGCAACGGCGGCACCUGGACCGGACAACCCCUGGUCUGCGAGUACACCGGGUGUGACCGACUACCGUACAUUCGCGGGUCUUCGCGCACGGGUUGCAGGUGGCCUUACGAGAACGGAGACAGCUGCAGCUACACCUGUUGGAAUGGCUACACUGCGGUGUCUGGAGACUCCGUCAUCACCUGUAACAACCGUACCUGGUCCGGAACACCGCUCAUCUGCGUGUACACUGGAUGCCCUCGGCCAUCUUUCACCUGGUACAGCACGAUACAGGGUUGCUGGUGGCCUUACGUGAACGGAGAGAACUGCAGCUACACCUGUCGGGACGGGUAUUCUGCGGAGUCCGGGAACUCCACCAUCACCUGUGUUGACGGCGCCUGGUCUGGGACCCCGCUGCAGUGCCGACGUACCUCUGGAUGUGACUCUCCCCCUCGACGUUUCGGCUCCUGGGGACCCAAGACCUGCCGCUCGCCGUACGAGGAAGGGGAGACGUGCACGUUCACCUGCCGCCGCGGGUAUGAGCAGCAGUCAGGGAACACCUCCACCACCUGCACCGGCGGGCAGUGGACCGGAGACCCGCUGGUCUGCACGUACACUGGCGGGAGCUGGCGGGGCUAAUACCUCUACACCAAGCGUGGAGCCAGCAAAGUCGCCACAACAUGUCACCGGUAUUCUUGUAUUAUUAGAGUACAGUAAUUAGUCAACUAGCGGAGAUUAUGUCACUUUCCUAAAUAGACAAAUAUCAUUUUUAUUGCAUAUUCCUGCCUAGAUGGGCUAAAUGCAUAUGUGACCAUAUGUGAUCCAGAGGAUGUAAAACAUGGAAUAUAGAACACUGAAAUGCUAACGCUAACGCUAAUGCUAAAUAAUAAAGUAAUAAAUGUCUGUGUAUUAAAACAAUACUAUGUACUAUUGUUCAUCUACUGUUAAUCACAGUUUCUUUGAAUUCUCUCUUUUGAAACACAUGAAAACAUAACUACAUAAUUUGUUUACUACAUGUAUAUAUUCAUUCCUGCAUAUGGCAUAAGGUACGUGCGAGUAUCUGAAUUACCUAAUAUAUACUUAAAUUUACUGAAUAUACGUAAAUUCUAAUUAUGUCCAACUAUAUCAUUAUUUUCGUAAUAACCGACUUAAUGGGUAUUAAACGAAGCAUUUGAAGCUUCUAUAAUCUAGCAGCAAAGAGUCAUUCGUUCUCGACGAAUAUGUUCAUUUAAACUAUUGUAUUCAAUAUUAUUUAUUGCACUCAAGUAGUUAAAAUUACACAAUAAAGGUGAUGAAAAUGGC